Messenger RNA from Symbiodinium sp. CCMP2456, 3276 nucleotides. The record is from the annotation of a GenBank genome assembly. NCBI's taxonomy places the organism in Eukaryota, Dinophyceae, Suessiales, Symbiodiniaceae.
AUGGCGUGCUCGUUCCCCACGAACCAAGCGAUUGUCGUCGGCGGCGGCCUGGGAGGCAUGUCUGCCGCGAACACCGUUGUAGAGCACGGCGGUAGGGUGGUUUUGCUCGACAAGUCGUCCUUUUGUGGUGGCAACAGCACAAAAGCCACCUCCGGUAUCAACGGAGCAGGCACCAAGACGCAGAAAGCAAAGGGCAUUCCGGACACUGCAGAGAUCUUUACCCAGGACACCUUGAAGGGUGGAGCAAAGAAGCCAGAGUUGGCGAAGCUGCUGUGCGUGAACAGCGCCGCCGAUGUUGACUGGCUUGUGGACAAGUUCAACCUUGACCUGUCCCUCGUGGCCCGUUUGGGUGGCCACUCGCAGCCUCGCACCCAUCGAGGAAAGGAGCGAUUCCCUGGCAUGACCAUCACCUAUGCCUUGAUCCAGAUGCUCGAGAAGGUCGCUGAGAAGACGGACCUGGCCCGCAUCAUUACCAAGGCAAAGGUCUUCCAGCUGGUCACGGACAAAAACGCCUGCGUGGGCUGCAUCUAUGAGAAGGGCGGCCUCCACCUGCAAGAGUUCGGCCCGGUGAUCCUGGCGUCAGGCGGCUUUGGAGCCGACUUUACCCAGGACUCAUUGCUGGCCAAGUAUCGGCCGGAUCUCCUGCAUCUGCCCACCACCAACGGUGAGCACUGCACCGGCGAUGGCAUCAAGAUGGGCGAGGCCAUUGGUGCAAAGACGAUCGACCUUGAGUGGGUUCAGGUGCACCCGACCGGCCUGGUGAAGCCGGACGAUGCUGAUGCGAAGAUCAAGUUCCUGGCUGCCGAGGCCCUGCGUGGUGUGGGCGGCAUCAUCCUCAACGCAGAGGGCAACCGAUUCUGCAACGAGCUGGGACGCCGCGACUAUGUCACGGGCGAGAUGUGGAAGAGCAAGCCACCGUUCAGGCUCUGCCUCAACCGUGCUGCAUCAGACGAGAUCAUCUGGCACUGCAAGCACUACACGGGACGUGGUGUCAUGAAGUACUACAACAGCGGUGAGGACUUGGCCAAGGACAUGGGCAUCUCCUUGUCCGUGAUCGAGAAGGCUCACGAGGACCACUACCAGGCUGCCAAGAUGAUGGAGAAGGAUCCCGAAGGAGGCAAAUGGCCUGCGUACCCUUCAGGAAAGUGCUGGGAUGAGGCCAGUGGAACGACAGGCAGUGGCAAGAAGUUCUAUCACAACAUCAUUCCGGGCUCUGCCGUGAAGUCCGAGCCCUUCUAUGUUGCCAUCAUCACGCCUGUGAUCCACUACUGCAUGGGUGGUCUCCUCAUCGACACGGACUCCGCCUGUGUUGGCUCCAACAACCAAGCCAUUCCGGGCCUGUACGCUGCCGGCGAGGUGGCGGGCGGCGUGCACGGCAACAACCGCUUGGGAGGCAACUCCCUGCUGGACUGCGUGGUGUUCGGCCGCGUGGCCGGUAAGGCAGCUGCCAAGUACAUGUUGGGCGCGGACAUGAAGGAUGUGGAUCUGUGCGCGAUCACCGGCGGAGGGCUGACUGGUGCGGUGGAGAGCUCCAAGCUGGCUGGCGGCUCCUACGAGGACAAGAUGAACUCUGCUGCCCCGGCGGCCGCUGCAGCUGCGCCUGCGGCUGGCGGUGGUGGUGGCGGAGGCAUCAGCCUUGCAGACGUUGCGAAGCACAACACCAAGACGGACUGCUGGGUGGUGGUCGAUGGUCAGGUGCUUGACGUCACCAGCUUCUUGUCGGAUCACCCCGGUGGCGAGCUGGCCAUCCUCACCUUCGCCGGGAAGGACGCAACGGAGGAGUUCAACAUGAUCCAUCCUCCCGAUGUGAUCGGCAAGUAUGCACCCGACUCCGUGAUUGGCAUGAUCGGCGCUGGUGGUGGCGGCGGUGGCGGUGCUGUUGCGGCCGGCGGCGGCGGCGGCGGCGGCGGUGGAAUCACGAUGGAAGAGGUGGGCAAGCACAACAGCAAGACGGACUGCUGGGUGGUGGUCGACGGACAGGACUCGUUUGUGGCCUACAAGCACCGCCAGAGAAGGUUGCAAGCCCGCUUCAGCAAGGUGCUUGACGUCACCAGCUUCCUGUCGGAGCACCCCGGUGGCGAGCUGGCUAUCCUCACCUUUGCCGGAAAGGAUGCCACCGAGGAGUUCAACAUGCAUAUUUCAUCUGGAGUCAUGAACAGCUUGAGUCAUGAAGAGCAGCAGCUGAACACCACGAUCCAUCCUCCCGACGUCAUCGGGAAGUACGCCCCGGACUCCAUCAUUGGAAAGGUGUGGAGCUGGGUGUGGGCGGUGUGCGGGCUAAGUACACAGGAGUUCCACGUAACGUCGGUUCUGGCGCUCCGGCGGCUGCCGCCCCGGCCACGGGAGGCGAAGGAUUGGACCAGACAUGAGCAGACGCUGGGGCUUUUCAUGUAUUUGCUCGCGCUUCUCUUUCCGGACUUGCAUGUCCUCGGCUUCAUGAAGGAGAUUCUCUUCACCAUCGUGCCGCAGAGCAACGUGACCAUCACUGGUGACCGCGUCGGUCUCACACGCUCCGCGAUGCUUCUUGUGCAGGGUGAAGAUCGUGGGCCUGAAGAUGUGCGGCAUCUCUAUCUGUUCCUGUUCAUCUUCAUCAUCAUCCACGCUGUCGGCAACCUGCACGUCUUCCUAGGCCCGGACGAUUUUAACGGCUACGGCUACUUCUAUGUCCGGCUCUACUGGACGGGCUUCGGCUUCCAGGCCAACAUCGUUGAGGAGUACAUCCUGCUUGCGGCCCUGCUGCACGUCUUUGUCGCCCUGAAGAGGGCCAAGGCCCAGGAAACGCUUCUCAAGCCCGUCGUGACAUAUUCAUGGCGGCCUGCAUCCUGGAUCCAACCAAAGGUCAAAGUAGCAUCUGGCAAGUUGAACCUGGCCUUCUCCGGCGUCACCUUGCUCACCUUCAUGAUGAUCCACCUUUACCAGUUCCGGGCGACGCUGCUCCAGCUGAGGCUGAACCUCUUCUGGGUUGACACCCCAGGAUGCCAGGCGGUGUACGUGCGGGAUAUCUACCGCAUGGAGUUCGAGAUCUUCCAGUCCCUCGGCUGGGUGCUCUUCUACUUGGCGGCUGUGAUCAUCUUCAGCACGCACAUGUGCUUGGGCUGGCAGAAGGUCGUGCCCGCUCCGGCCUUGGAGAUCCCCAAGAAGUACCACAGCCGAGCCAUCCACAUGGGCUACGUCUUCACCUUCUUCAUCGCUCUGAUCUACGCCAGCUUCCCGCUCUACACCCACCUCUUCGCCAUGUCCUCCGGAUCCCUGAGCCAGGAGCCGGCACAGCCCUAA